Sporisorium graminicola is the source of this 1221-nucleotide messenger RNA. RefSeq lists its product as uncharacterized. Bases 1 to 1221 code for a protein of 406 amino acids. Gene Ontology annotation, molecular function: prenyltransferase activity. Gene Ontology annotation, biological process: isoprenoid biosynthetic process. NCBI's taxonomy places the organism in Eukaryota, Fungi, Basidiomycota, Ustilaginomycetes, Ustilaginales, Ustilaginaceae. The record is from RefSeq and is a predicted model, not a curated record. The transcript has a single exon.
AUGACAGAACCAGGGCCAUCCGUAGCGAACCUCUCCCAAACCCCCUCGUCCACACCCGGCGGCAAUGCUUCCUGGUACGACUCGAUGCUGACACACCUCUCGUCCCAACCCACCUGGCCGGCGGACAAGGAGAACGCCAUCCUCGAGCCGUACACCUACCUCGACUCCAACCCAGGCAAAGAAGUGCGCACCAAGCUCAUCGAAGCGUUCAACGUCUGGCUCCAGGUGCCCACGCGCAAGCUCGAUGCCAUCUGCGACGUCGUGCGCAUGCUGCACACCGCCUCGCUCCUCAUGGACGAUGUCGAAGACAAUUCCGACCUGCGCAGAGGCAUCCCCGUCGCACACAAGAUCUACGGCAUACCCCAGACCAUCAAUACGGCCAACUACGUCUACUUUCUCGUCUUCAGCGAAAUCUUCCGUAUGAACGAAGACUCGUCCUCCGAUUCACCGCCGCUCUCUCCCACCGCAGCAACAACAGCGAGUGGCAUGCCGAAAGCUACGGUCGAGCGGCUGGUCGUUGACGAACUGAUCAACUUGCAUCGUGGGCAGGGAAUGGAUCUGCUGUGGCGCGACAGCCUGAUAUGUCCCACCGAAGAAGAAUAUGUCGAGAUGGUCAACAACAAGACGGGAGGGCUGUUCAGGAUUGCGGUCAAGCUGAUGCUGUCCCAGUCGCCGUCUGCGCGUGCCGCUGGAUUCCCGGACUUGAUCCCGAUGGUCAACCUGAUUGGUCUGCUGUUUCAGAUCCUGGACGACUUUAUGAACUUGCAAAGUAGCAAGUAUGCCGAAAAUAAGGGCUUCGCCGAAGAUUUGACCGAAGGCAAGUUCAGCUUCCCCAUCAUCCACUCGAUCAGGGCGAGUGUCGGGCAGGACACCGCCGCGACCGCAGCAGGAGCGUCGGCCAGCACAGAUGCAACAGCUGGUCAAGGCAUCAACGCUCCCAAUCCAAGCGCGAUUCCUACCAACACAGCGGCAGGCAAGAGCGCAAACAGACAGAUCCUCAACGUUCUCAAACAACGGCCGACGGAUCUGGCGACCAAACAGUACGCUGUCUCGUACAUGCGCAACGUGACCCACUCGUUCGACUACACCAUCGACGUCCUCGAGCGUCUGGAUGCUCAAGCCAAGACCGAGAUCCAACGGCUCGAAGCGCUGAUUGGGAUACCCAACCCACGGCUCACCGCCAUCUUGGAGGCGCUCAAGACGAGUUGGAAAUCGGCGUGA